Rubroshorea leprosula is the source of this 1357-nucleotide messenger RNA. NCBI's taxonomy places the organism in Eukaryota, Viridiplantae, Streptophyta, Magnoliopsida, Malvales, Dipterocarpaceae. The record is from the annotation of a GenBank genome assembly.
AUUCGUUUUGCGUGAUUGCACAUGUUGGCAUGCUAUAAGUUUAAUAAGGGGCACUCCAUAUUUACUUACUGAGUUUAUCUCAUAGUUUUUCCUUGUCUACCAUUUCAGGAAGUGAAACCGAGGACGGGAAAACCACGGGAAGUGACGAGUUAGAAAGCUAGCCAUUUCGAGAUUGAUAUAGAUUUUAGAAAUAAAUCGUGAUUUUGUAAGCUAGAGUGUAUUUGGAGAUUUAUGAUAUCAGAGAAAUUUUAAUGAUUUGAUCUUCAGAUUUUGAUGGUAUCAGAUUAUGAUAUGAUAAGUUCCGAGCCUUAUGCAUUUGUGGGACCCUCUCACGAGUGCACGGCGUCUGUCGCGCCUCGAAUUCGGGUUUUGGGGCGUGAUAGAUUUAGUGUGGAAGGUGGGCAACCCUCGACUUUGUAAGAGAUUCCAGGCUAUUUUAGCAAAUGUUGUGUGUUUUCUAGCUGCGUUUUAGGAGCUGGAUUACUUGGUAAUUCCGUUGCUCCUUAUCUCUCUAAAAGUCUUAUAGUGAAGUUUCACUUUUUCCAUUUGGAGCUUCAUGGUCUUUUCAUGUGGCUCAUUUUUUCUAUAUUGGUUAAUCAAGAAUAGUGAUCAUUCAAUUGAAAUUGCCAUAUUUUUGUGAAGAUUGGCAAGUUGUUGUAAAGUUAAACUCUCUAUGGUUGCCAAUCUCUAUAUUCUUGAUACUUGGAAAUUGCUUGAAACUCCUAAAAUCCGUCUUGAAUCUUUCUUGAUACUGCUUUGUACUUGUUCUUGAAACUGAAAUCCAGAAAUGGAUAAUGAUUAUUGAAAUCCUCAUUAUCUUGAUUCUUGUCUGAAAUUAAUUCUUGCAUUGUUCUUGAAAUCUAGUUUGAAUUGUCCUUGAAAACCACUCUUGUCCUGACCCUUGCUCUUGUUCAAAUUCUGUAUACUGCUCUUGCUCAAAUCCUGUAUAUUCUGCUAGUUCUUGUUUCGAUAUACCUAUUGAUCUUCUUGAUGUUGAUUUUUGUUCAUAUGGACACCUCUUUAGGAGGGGUGACGAUUAUCAGAAGAUACCUAUAUGAGGUAUCCUAAUUCCUGUCUCUUGCAAGUGUUAAUCUCUGUAUCCUUGAUGUCUUAGCUUUGAUUUGACUCUAGGAUGUCUAGGAUCACUUGAUUGUAAAUCUGCUUAGCCUCUAUGGGCUACGAGGUGAAGGGGUAGUCUUUGAAGUACCUGAUGCCCUAGAGUUUUGUUGCAAGAGAAAUGAUUCUUUUAUCUGGUUACUUGGAUUUUUGUUUGCCCUUUUAAUUAGAAGACAUGAAUCUUCUAAGCAUCUUGAUCCCAGCCAUUGCUUUGUUCUGUUAAUUAAUUCUAGUAUUUGAG